Molecule: messenger RNA, 975 nt
Organism: Aspergillus wentii DTO 134E9
Lineage: Eukaryota; Fungi; Ascomycota; Eurotiomycetes; Eurotiales; Aspergillaceae
Exons: 3
Coding region: 1-975 (324 amino acids)
Source: RefSeq, a predicted model, not a curated record
AUGCACUUGCCUUGCCCAAGAGCUGAUGAACCUGUGAAAUCAGGCCCAUUCACAUAUGGCGGAAAGGGCAUCACAAAUGCCUCGUCUAGUCGGGUCAGGGCUGCAACAAAACCAUGGGUUACAGCUCAAUUGCAGCUUUAUGAAAUUCCAUUUCAAAAAUCAAGCCCUGCUGCUCAGUUGAAGGCCACCCUUGAAACUGCUGUCAAGACCGGAAAGUGCAAUAGUAUCGCACCAUCCGUCGCCAGCAUUGAGGAACUUUCACGAGAGAAGUGCCAAGAACAACUGAACAACCAUGACGAAGUUGUCAAAAAAUGGCGAGCAGCCGAGUUCUCCAAGUUGAAAUCCCCCUCUGACGAGGCUUACUUUGACCCAUCUCUAUUUAUAGCCAAAUACUCCUUAGAAAGCUUGGAUGGGCCGCCAGAUAUGGGAAAGCAAAAUAAUGCCUUGAUUUUGAAAAAAGUAUCUGGCAGGGCUUUCGAAAUGGCCGUGCAAAGGAUCCCGGGCCUGGUGGCGCGCAUUACAAGAGACCUUACCGUGAUUGGCUGGGAGAACAGCAUCGAACGAGGACUCGAUUCAGCAUUUGCGACUAUAUCCUCAGAUUGCCAGUUCGAUAUUCGUACCACCGAGUCUAAUUUCGACUUCGAUCGCUUCAUGGCAAAAUUCUUCCUGGAUGGCCUGAACGGGAAGCCUAACCCCCGAAAGUACUCUGAACCCAUCGACCUAUACCCGUUUUUGGAUCAAAAUCAGAAACUCGAAGCCGCAGCUGCAUCGAUUCCGGGUCUCAAAGUUUGCCGUGUCAAAGGGAGAUCUUCGUUGACCUUCACAAUUGUUGGCUGGGACUCGUAUAAACUCGUCUUGAAAAAGAAGGAGUUCGAGGAGGAGAGGGCACGAGAAGAGGCUGAGGAAGCCGCUGAAAAGAAAACAGAAAUGGAAGAACGGUGGCAAGAAACUCUUAAACCCAUUAUGAAUAUAUGA